This is a messenger RNA of Truncatella angustata, 762 nucleotides long. Its product is annotated as ureidoglycolate hydrolase. The transcript has a single exon. Gene Ontology annotation, molecular function: ureidoglycolate lyase activity; ureidoglycolate hydrolase activity. The record is from RefSeq and is a predicted model, not a curated record. Gene Ontology annotation, biological process: allantoin catabolic process. NCBI's taxonomy places the organism in Eukaryota, Fungi, Ascomycota, Sordariomycetes, Amphisphaeriales, Sporocadaceae. Bases 1 to 762 code for a protein of 253 amino acids.
AUGAUCGUGCAAAACAUCACCGUUCCCCGAGACCGUAACCUAGAGGCCGUACCCCUCACACGGUCUUCAUUCGCCCCCUUCGGCGACGUCCUCACAAAUCCCUCUCCAUCAGAUCUCCCGCACAACACAUCUCCCGCCUCGAUCGCUUCCGGAGCACUGCCAUGUGGCGCCAUCUCCGCCAACCAGGGAACUGCCAUUCAAUAUAAACAGUUCGGCACGCUCCGCAACCUGUACGACCAGGCGCCCAGCAAGAGCAAUGCCACGCCACGGGUCACCAUGUUCGUGUGUGGAGCACGGGAGCUGAGCGGGCCCAAGAAGGACCAGUUUGAGGUCAAAGUCCUGGAGAGGCACCCCUUCACGACGCAGACGUUCACGCCCCUAACGAAGGACGGGGGAAGGACUCGGUACCUGGUCGUCGUGGCGCCAACCUUGGAGGCGAGCACGGGAGACGAGGGCCUGCCCGUGCCUAGGAAAGAGCGCGACGGCAAGGGGGGACUGCCGGGGAGUGGACUCCCUGAUCUGGGCCAGCUGAGAGCGUUCGUAGCAACGGGUGAGCAGGCUGUGACAUAUGGUGCUGGCACGUGGCAUGCGCCGAUGGUUGCGCUGGGAGAUCAGGGCACGGCUGUGGAUUUCGUGGUGAUACAAUUCGCGAACGAUACUGCAGUGGAGGACUGCCAGGAGGUUAUGCUGGAGAGUUCAGGGAUCGAGAACAGGAAUAUUAUGGUGAAAGUCCCUACUCAGCUCAAGUUAGCCAGGUUAUGA